AUGUCUGUGGUCCUGAAAAGUCAAAAUACUUUUGACGGUAGGCAGCUAAUCAUUCAAAAUUAUGUUCUCAUUUGGUUAGAUCCAAAUAUCGAUGAAUCAAACGAUGAUUUUCAUCAUUCGAAAACUCAAUUACAGCGCAUUGUCAAUAGAGUCGAAACAUUCGUUGAUCUUGAUCAUUGCAUUGACUUUCUUACUGAUAUGCAAGAUGAAAAGAUACUCAUGAUUGUCUCCGAAGCGGUUGCUCAGCAUAUUCUGUCCUUCAUUCAUAACUUUGAUCAACUGUACGCCGUCUAUAUCUUUCGUGAUAAUAAAAUUGACGACGACCAAUGGAUAAAAAAGUGGUGGAAAGUGAAAGGUAUUUGCACGCAAAUCAAAGUCGUUUGCGAAGUUCUACCACAAGCUAUUAAACAAUUUGAUCAAAAUUCUAUCUCAGUCAGCUUUAUUCCCGUCAAUGAAAAUGUAUCGGAUAAAAAUUUAGAUCAACUCGAUCCAACAUUUAUGUACACACAAAUACUUAAAGAAAUUCUUUUCGAAGCUCAAUACAAUGAACAGUCGAUCAAAGAUUUCGUUACUUAUUGUCGAAAUAUUAAUUGCGCCGAAAUUAAUACUUUCAACAGAUUCGAUCGAGAAUAUCAUUCUCAGACAUCCAUCUGGUGGUAUACAAGCGAAAUUUAUCUCUAUUCUAUGCUCAAUCGUGCUCUUCGCACUCUGGAAACGGAUGCAAUCAUAAAACUUGGAUUUUUCAUUAGUGAUCUUCAUAAAGAUAUCGAAAAAUUACAUUCGAAGCAGUUCAGUGUUCAUUCAUCGGCGCCAUUCACUGUCUAUCGAGGGCAAGGCUUAUCGAAGAUGGACUUUGAAAGAUUAAUAAAAACCAAUGGUGGACUUAUGUCAUUCAAUAAUUUCCUAUCGACUAGUCUUGAUAGAGACAUUUCUUUCGCUUUCGCAGACAGUAAUCGAUUUAAUCCGGAUUUAAUCGGAGUAUUUUUUGUAAUCAAUAUCAAUCCAUCGAUUUCAUCAGUUCCAUUUGCCCAGAUCGAAAAUUUCAGUAACUUCAGUAGCGAAAAAGAAAUUCUUUUCUCUAUGCACACUGUUUUUCGCAUUGGCGAAGUCAGACCACUCGAUGAUGCCAACCGAUUUUGGCAAGUAGAACUCAACCUGACGAGCGAUGACGACGAGCAACUCCGCAUACUCACGAAUCGAAUACGAAUAGAAACUGCAGGAGCCAAAAGCUGGCUACGAUUGGGCGUAUUGUUAAUGAAAAUAGGUAGAUUCGAUCAAGCUGAAGAAGUUUACACAGCGGUACUCAACCAAACGUCUGAUGAGUUUGCGAAAGCCGGGAUUUAUAAUCAACUUGGACUAAUAAAGGAACAUCAAGGUGAAUAUAACCAGGCAAUGUCAUUCUGCGAAAAAUCAAUUGCGAUCUCUCGAAAAUUUCUUCCUGAAAAAGACCCUGAUUUGGCUACGAUGUAUGGAAACGUCGCGACAGUUUAUGGGAGUAUCGGAGAGUAUGCAAAAGCAAUUUCAUUAUUUAAAAAAUCACUUGAAAUUCGCCAAGAAGUUCUUCCCCCUGAUGAUCCCUAUUUGGCUACUUCCCAUAUCAACAUUGGCAUGAUGUAUUACAGAAUAGGUGAAUAUGCAAAUGCACUUGCGUCUUACGAAAAAGCAUACGAAAUCCACAAAAAAGCUCUCCCACCAAAUCAUCCCGACUUCGCUCUAUCCUACAAUAAUAUUGCGUCUGCAUAUCAAAGCUUGGGAAAUUAUUCGAAUGCACUUCAAUUUCAUAAACAAGCGUUAGACAUUCGACUAAAAGUGCUUCCUCCGAAUCAUCCGGAUUUUACUGUUUCGUAUGUUAAUAUCGCCUCGGUGUACGAAGCAAUGGGCGACUAUUCGCAAGCACUUUUGUUUCAUGAGAAAGCACGUGAAAUCUACGAAAAAGUUCUUUCUCCAAAUCAUCCUAUGCUGGCUACGUCCUAUAAUAAUAUUGCCUCGAUAUAUCAUGAAAUUGGCGAAUGUCGCAGAGCACUUUCGUACUAUGAAAAAGCACAUGAAAUUUUCACAAAAAUCUAUCCAUCAAAUCAUUUUUCGUUGGCGACUUCCUACAAUAACAUAGCUAACUUGUAUCAUGAAAUGAACGAGCAUUCGAAAGCACUUUCAACUCAAAAGAAAGCACAUGAAAUCUUAGAAAAAGCUUUUCCUAUCAAUUAUCCAAUGUUAGCUACUUCUUAUAACAACAUGGCUGCAAUGUAUAAUGCAAUGCACGAUUAUUCAAACGCACUUUUAUCCCAUGAAAAAGCACUUGAAAUCCGACAAAAGAAUCUUCCACCGAAUCAUCCAGUUUUGGCUGCUUCUUACAAUAAUAUUGGUUCGGUAUAUUUUAAAAUGGGUCAAUAUCAAAAAGCACUUCCUUUUUUCGAACGUGCUUUUAGUAUUUUAAAGCAGUCAGUGCCUGCAAAUCAUCCGAAUCUUCAAAGUGUACAAGAGACUAUAAUAUUUUUGAAAAACAAAAAUUGUAAAUGA
Molecule: messenger RNA, 2517 nt
Organism: Rotaria socialis
Lineage: Eukaryota; Metazoa; Rotifera; Eurotatoria; Philodinida; Philodinidae
Source: the annotation of a GenBank genome assembly